UUCAAAACAGAACUCGUUUGUAUUGAACACCACUGAGCAGAAUGAACAAAUGUUUGGAGAACUACUGCCAGAUGCCAUAAAUUCCGCAUCAUAUCUGAUCUUCCCAAUAUUCUGCAAAAGCCACCGGACGCUGCUCAUCCUUGAUACUACUCGACCAAUGUGGUUAUACUACAACUCACUGAAAAUCCAAGGGAGGGACAACUACUUUGAUGCAUCGACUCCAUUGAGGCUGGCAAUCACUAAAUACAUCUGUUCAGAAAUACGCACAUCAAGACUGGAAAACUUUUCAUCAACUGCUUGCAUGUGUCCGACACCAAAACAGCAGCCCAAUUCACUUGAUUGUGGCCCAAUCGUGUGCUACAUCAUCCAACAUUAUAUCAAUAAUGAUGUAGAUGGGAUUGCACAAAGCCUCACAAAGCAUCACGUCAGAAAGAUAAGGGCAGAUAUCACACACAAGAUACUAAGCCAAAAAUCAAGGUCAUGGACGUUGGAGAUGCACAAAAGUGAAGAGGAGGCAAGGAGACUCCAUGGCAAGCUGAACUGCAGAGACAACAAGGUCAAAUUGAAUGAGCCGUGAGGAGGUGCUGGGUUAACAGGUUUACCAAUGCAGGAGAUACUGCAGCGGAAAAAGUAGGAAACACAUUUCUAUAGAUUGCAAA
Messenger RNA from Rhododendron vialii, 659 nucleotides. RefSeq lists its product as uncharacterized. NCBI's taxonomy places the organism in Eukaryota, Viridiplantae, Streptophyta, Magnoliopsida, Ericales, Ericaceae. The coding region runs from base 50 to 577 and encodes 175 amino acids. The record is from RefSeq and is a predicted model, not a curated record. Gene Ontology annotation, biological process: proteolysis. The transcript has 3 exons. Gene Ontology annotation, molecular function: cysteine-type peptidase activity.